Beauveria bassiana ARSEF 2860 is the source of this 789-nucleotide messenger RNA. RefSeq lists its product as uncharacterized. The transcript is spliced from 3 exons. Bases 1 to 789 code for a protein of 262 amino acids. Lineage: Eukaryota; Fungi; Ascomycota; Sordariomycetes; Hypocreales; Cordycipitaceae. The record is from RefSeq and is a predicted model, not a curated record.
AUGCCAGAACAAAAAAAGUCCAUGCUACCGCUACAUCCAGCCGCUGUUCACAUUGCAUUACACCUCGGUCGCCAUCCUGUCGUCGACUACCUUCCACAAGGUAGCCGGCAGAUGAAAACGGCAACCGGCCCUUGGACAGCUGUGCACAGAAAUCACCAGAAACGACAACUUGUCGACAUUCAAGAGGUGGAAAACGACUGCCUCCAGGACCUACGCUCCCUUGCCAAUGUAUCGUCUUGUCACAUUGCCCAUCCCAUCGCCAUAUACUACUACCAAAAAAGAGUUUUUUUCAUACAAGAACACGUCGCUCUGAGCGUACUCGAAUUAGGGCCCCUCUGUGACCCCGAAAUCGCUUACGUUUUCGCCCAGGUCCUGAACGGGCUGCAACAUCUGUUGGUGCUCGGCAUUGGUUUCCGCGUUGCUUGCGUUCGAACCACUGUAGCGGGCGACGUAAAGAUCGUGUUAGAUUGGGGCUAUGAGCCUAAUAUAUCACCGCUCUUCAAACUUGCCGGCACCUCGUAUCUUGCAGUCUUUCUACGAGACCUCUUCAUGGAGCUGCGUGGGCCAUGUCGCGACUGGUCCGCAGAUGCUUGCGAUUUCGUCCGUAUACUGGAGGCCGGCUACCUUCCAGCCUCGACGGUGAGCUUACUUUUCUUUCGAGCAGUAACAAACGCUGAUAGCGAGCAGCAUUCUUUUUUGUCGCAAGCCUCAUCGGUUCGAUCUACAGCCUGGUUUGCGAUGCAACAAAAACUGGCCGCUUCGUCUACCUGCACUCUGGAGGACUUUUAG